Molecule: messenger RNA, 1527 nt
Organism: Gracilinanus agilis (Agile Gracile Mouse Opossum)
Lineage: Eukaryota; Metazoa; Chordata; Mammalia; Didelphimorphia; Didelphidae
Gene: PPP1R36
Product: protein phosphatase 1 regulatory subunit 36
Exons: 12
Coding region: 66-1460 (464 amino acids)
Biological process (GO): negative regulation of phosphatase activity
Molecular function (GO): phosphatase binding
Source: RefSeq, a predicted model, not a curated record
CAGUGAGAGAAGGAGUAGGCGGAGGCAGAGGCGAAGGCUGAGGCGGAGGCACGCCCGCCCCUCAGAUGCCGGCGCCACGGCCUCGCGCACUUUGCUGCGGACUUAUCUGCAGAGAAGAUUCCCCCAGUUCCGCGGUAAAAAGCGACAACCUCGCACCAGCUGCAGCUGAGCCCCUCUCCCGGCAAGGCACCCGAUUGGACGAGGGAGCUGUAAGGAGAUCCGAGAGCGGAUUGGCUACACCUUCAUCUCCACCCCUAGGGAGAUGGUACUGGGAUCAGGAAACCAAUACUCUUAAAUUAAAAAGACUAUCUCAGGUUUCCCUGUAUGAGAAUAAAAGUGGACAACAACUUUCCUUUCACUCAAAAAAGCUUAGUCCUAUGCCUUUGGCAGAAAUCAAAGAGAAGCCCAAGAGGGGCAAAAUAAUUCACUUUGCUGAAAAUGAUGGCACAACCUCAGAAAGACUUUCUGAGAAAAGAUUUGCUAAAAGAGAUGUGAAAUCAACCAGAGGAACUGAUAAACGUAGAAAGAAUGACAAGGUUACCCUGGAUGAUGUUAAAUAUGUUGCCUUGUUUUUAUUACAAGACACUGAAAUGCAGCGGAUCUAUUCCUUUACAACAUUUAUGAAGAAUAAGAGUCUUGACGAUUUCCUCAUGGCCUUGUUAUACUACUUAUCUCACUAUCUGGAAAAACUUUCAUUGGGAAAGAAGCCCAAAAACUACAUGGCGAGCCAUUUAGAGAAAAAAGAGAUGGAAUUAGUUAUUGAAAGGUUAGAAGAAUCCCAAAAAUAUCUUGCCCAGAAGUAUUGUCUCCUUGUUUUGGGUUUGGGAAUGCCUGAUAAGCAUCACAUGGCCUGUGGAAAGGAAAAAGUUUCAGAUACACAAAAAGACUGGAAGUUCUUUGAGGCUUUCUUCACCUUCUGUACAUACGUAGCUUGGGUAGUAUUCCGACGACAGUACCUAUUAGAGAUUGAUGAAGAAAUAGGUAGGCUUUUCCGUACUAAUAUGUUCAAUAGUGCAAGAAGGAGGCGGGAGGAAGAAGAAUCUGGUCAGGAAAAGAGAAGAAUGAAUUUCGUGCAAUUUAGGAGGAUGAUGGCCAAGCGGCCAGCAAUAAAAACAACUGUUCAUAUGCGCUCUCCAGCCUUAUCUACUCUUCUGCCCUCCCCUAAAGAACAUGCUCAGCAUCUCUUUGAGAAGAGUAGAGGCCGUAUGGCGGUCCCCAUCCAGACAACCAACCAAAAAGAAUUGGUCACCUAUGAGUCGGUUGCCAUGCCAAUAGUUGGCAUCUUGGGAGAGCCUCGGAACAUGUUUGACAUCUCCACUCUCCUUCCUACUGAACAAGAACAGGGCUCAGACGCUUCAAAGAGAAAUGCUUCCUUGAUAAGUGAAAAUAAUGCUAGGGUCCAAGAGACACUGGAGUUGGCAAUGAAGUCACUAGCCCCUGUGGGAGUAUUGAUUAAGUAACCUCCUCUGUUCCUUUCUAUAAUUCAGUUCCAGUAGAAGUAAACUAUUUUAAUUUGCUACCUUUAAA